This is a messenger RNA of Pimephales promelas (fathead minnow), 2417 nucleotides long. Its product is annotated as septin-4. The record is from RefSeq and is a predicted model, not a curated record. Lineage: Eukaryota; Metazoa; Chordata; Actinopteri; Cypriniformes; Leuciscidae. Gene Ontology annotation, molecular function: GTP binding.
AUAUAUAUAUCCAUUUAUGUAACUAUGCCGAAUUGUGUUACGUGUCAGAAACUGUGAAACUCCACGACGGAACGAAUAAAUAUCAUGUUUUCAUUCGAUUUUAUUCAUUUGAGUCGGCGGUUUAACGGUUUAUUUCGGUCACCGAAACAGAUGCUCCUUUACAAGUAGGAAAUAAUACAAUUAUUUCAUAAAUUUACAAUGUUUUGAACUGUACCGUUAAUUCGUAACGAGUUGAGUUGUUUGGUUGACGGGAUACUACAAUUAACAUGGUUUUGCUAAUUGCUAACUUACACCAACCAUAACGUUAGUUUAACCCAGGUUUAACCGUGGUAACUUAUUUGUUCGAUACAUAUAAUAAGCAAUCGCCACAAAAACAUGGUUACUACACUUUUUCUAUAGCCUAUUUUUUUUUUUUUUUUUACUGCCUUCACGUGCUAUCGGAAAUUUCCUACUUCCCACUUCUGAAGUCCUGAUUUCGAGUUCUUCGCAAGUUCGCGUUAAAAUUUGACUUGAGACGAGAGGACGUUUAGCUAUGUUCAAUUAUCUUAAAUCAGGAAGCUAAAUUACGUUAGUUUACAAUAAUUCCGAUAGCACGCGAAGACGUAUGAACUUGAAGGGAAAAGAGGUUAGCUAUAAUUGUAAUCACUGCAUCUAUCAUAUAAUUAUCACCACAAAUAUAAAAACAGUAAAGUCUAACAGCGUCUAUCAUAAAUUCAGUGUCUAUUAAACGUCCAGACGGUUUACAGAUUAACGACAUCAACCUUCAAGGUUUGUAAAUGUUUAUGUUUCGAAUAAAUCUUCUUUAAUCUUAACGUUACUGCAAAUUGCUGUUGUUAGAGCAUAAACACAUGCUAUAUAGUUAGUGUUCUCAAGGAGAUUAUUAAUAAUAUUUAAGAUUAUUAUUGUGUCUAUUUCCUAUGCCACAUCAUCUUACCAUGAAUAUCUGCCUUAGUUGGGGAGGUAUCAUACUAUUGCAUAAAAACGAUUUAGGAACAAGUACAUCAGUGUAAGCUGUCAAUCACCACAUUCAAUCGAUCUGCCUUUCUGCUAGUUUUCCCUAGCGCUGGAUGAGUCUGGAAUGAGUCUCCUCAGGGAUCCUGACACUUCUCUACUUGACUCCACUCAAGCUGAGGACAAAGAUAAACGUACCCUUUCAUCCGACACAUUCUACUCAUGCUCAUCUUCUCAUGAACAAAAGACUCUUCCCAUUGAUGACAAAUCGCCUCUUAGACACAAGAGUCCACAGGGCCACUUUGACCCGUAUGACUCCUCUGAGGAAUAUGUUGGCGUUGUGACACUGCCGAACCAAGUCCGACAGAAAGCAGUGAAAACAGGAUUUGUGUUCAAUCUGAUGGUUGUUGGUGAGUCUGGCUUAGGCAAAUCCACUCUUGUCAACAGCCUUUUCCUCACAAACCUCUAUACGGACAGAUGCGUGCCUGAUGUUUCAGAGAAGAUAGCUCGGACAGUGUCAAUAACAAAGAGCACCGUAGACAUUGUUGAAGAUGGAGUAAAUCUAAGGCUCACUGUUAUCGACACCCCUGGUUUUGGAGAUGCCAUUAAUAAUAAUGAAAGCUGGAAGGCUGCAGUUCAUUAUGUAGACCAGCAGAUGGAGAUGUACCGCAGAGAUGAGAUUGGGCUGAACCGUAAAAACAUAAGAGACAACAGAGUGCACUGCUGCUUGUACUUCAUCUCACCUCAUGGCCAUGGUCUCAAACCAAUAGAUGUGAGCUUCAUGAAGGCCCUGGAUCAGAAGGUCAACAUUGUGCCUGUGCUGGCUAAAGCAGACAGUCUCACUCCAAAAGAGACAGACAACAUAAAAGCCAAGAUUUUGACAGAAAUUGACCGAUACAAAAUCAAGAUCUUCCAGGUCCCAGAUUGUGAUCAUAAUAAUGAUCCGUUCAGGCUGAAGGAUCUAGAGGUAAAGAGAAGUAUUCCCUUUGCUGUUAUUGGGAGUAAUGCAGUAGUAGAGAGAGAUGGCAGAAGAGUUCGAGCCCGUGCCUAUCCAUGGGGGAUUGUAGAGGUUGAGAAUCCAUCUCACAGUGAUUUUGUGCAUCUGAGGAACAUGUUGAUCCGCACAAACAUGCAGGACCUGAAACACACCACUCACUAUGUGUUGUAUGAGAACUAUCGUAUAAAUUGCCUGUGCAAGGACCCGUGCUUGGAGAAUUUUUAAGGAUUUGCCAGCUGGAUUACAGAAGAGGACAGCAUGCAUCUCAUGGAAACCCCUAGAUGGAAGAGGCAAUUAAUUACUUUGUAAAAUAUACAAAAAAAAUAUAUAUAUAUAUAUUAUUAAAAAUUAAACUUAAUUUUUAUUUAAAUGUUGAAAGGAGGAGUACUGUAGCAAUUAUUCUGCUAAUGUAAUAGGAAUUGACAAUUAAUAUUCAUUAAUAAAAUUAAUAUUAACACAAAAUAAAACC